AUGGCUACCCAAGCCCUUUCGUCAUACACCGCGGGAAAGUACAGCGAGGCCCUCUCCCACCUCUCUAGCCUCUCGGUUGCACCAGGGAGCAGCGGCGACGCCGGCGGGUCUUCCUCCGACGCCUCCAAUGACUUCCGGGCCCAGCACAACCUCGCCCUGAGCGAGCACGGCGCCCGCGGCUUCGCCGACCCGGCCAAGCUCGAGUCCACGCUCCGCGCCAUCCACUCCCGCCUGGCCAGAGCAAGCGCUGGCGGCGACGGCAGCAACAACAACUCGGACGACGAGGACGACGACGCCUCGGACCAGGAGCAAGCCAACGCUUCCAGGCGAAGCAGCCGCGCCUUGACCGGGACGCUUGUGGUGGGUACCUCCGGCGGGGCCAGGGCGGCUGCGACGGCGGCUGCCGGGCUGGCCGAGCUCGACGUCGACGCCUCCGUCCUCCUCUACAACCUGAGCGCGCUCCGCUUCCAGCAGAAGCAGUACGGGGCCGCCCAGGCAGUGCUGGAGCGGCUGUUCCUGCACAUGGAGCCCCUGGACGAUAGCCUCGCGAUCCACAUCUGCCUGCUGCUGCUGGACGUGUUGUGCCACUCGGCCAGGGGCAACCUCCACACAGAGGACAACCUCAGGAGGUUCUCGGCGCAGACGGCGGCGGUACUGGCGUUCCUGGAGCGGCCCCACGCGCUCAACUCUUCGGGCGGUGGCGGCGAUAGUGGCGGUGGCGGUGACUCGGGGCGGCAGCAGCAGGAUGACACCGGCAGCGGCGGCUCGGCGGAGCAGACGGAGUUUGCGUUCCGGCUUCACCUGUACAAGGCCAAGGUUUUGCUGCUGCAGGAGCAGACCAAGACGUCCAAGAAGGAGAUCAAGAGCGCACUGGAGAUCUUCCAACGGGAGCUGAGGGGGUCUGGCGAUGCGGCCAGCGGGGGGGGGGCAGGGGGCGCCGGCGGCCAGCAGCAGCAGCAGCAGCAGCAGGGGACCUUCUCCCCUGUACCCCCUGCCGGUGUCCAGAACAUGGCUGCGCUGUACCUCAAGGCAAACCUGGAGUACCUGCGGGAUAACCACCGGAAGGCUCUCAAGUUGCUGGCGUCGUGCCACGGGUUUCAGGGUGCCGAGGAGUACUCGGGGCCCGGGGAGGCGGUUGGUCCUCCCUACUUCAACAAUAUGGGCUGCUUGCAUCAUAAGCUGAAGCGGCACCAUGUGGCCCUUCACUACUUCCAGAAGGCGCUGGAGGCGUUGGGCAAGGGCGGGGAAGCGGGGGCGGAUGUUGGUGGCGAGGCGGCGGCGGCAGGGCGGGGCGGUGGGAAGGACGGUCAUGUGUCACCCGCUCCAACGUGUGAGGUGUUGUAUAACACCGGUCUACAGCUCUUGCUCACCGAGAAGCCCGAGGAGGCCCUGCGUUGCUUCGAGCGCGCGGCGCUGCUGUUCCACAACCGCCCCCACCUAUGGCUCCGGAUGGCGGAGUGCAGCAUCGCCCGACACCGCCUCAGCAGCAACGGCGUCGGCAACAGCGGCUCCCCGUUCACCACCACGAGCCCAGUCGGGUCGAAACCAUCGUCAGCUACCGGCGCUGCCGCGGGGCCAGAUGCUGCGGCGGGGGGGAGGGGGCCGCUUCCUUGGACCCCCGUGGGAAAAGGCCAACACCGACGCGUGCUGCUACCUCGGAACUCCUCUGGAGGCGUUGCCGCCGGCAGCGGUGGCAGCGGUGACUCAGCCAGGCGAGACAGAGACGGUGCUAUCCCCGCUCUUGACGAGGACGGCGCCGCCGCGGGCGGCGGCAGCGGCGGCGCGCCGGAGAGCAGCAACGGGGGCUCAGCAACGGCGCCGGGGGGGGGGAGGUCGGCGACGGCGGGGAAGAGAGGAAGGAGCACGGCAGGAGGAGGAGGAGGAGCAGUUGGAGGAGGUUGCUCUCUGGCCCACGCUAGCCGGUGUUUGCACAACGUGCUGUACCUGUGUGCGGCGCGUAAGCAGGGCGUAAAGAAAGCGGCCGCAGCGGGAGCAGCAGGCCUCCUAGGGGGACAACCGAGUGUCCUCGGCAUGUCCACGCGGCUGGUGGCGAAGGGGCUGGCUCCCAGCAACAACGCGGAGGGUGGGCACAGCAGCAACAACGCGGACGGUGGAGGAGGGGGGGCGGCGACGCCGGCGGGAGAUGGCGACAGCGUGAUGGCGGAGGAGCUCUACCGGGUGGCGCUUGCUGACCUCGCGUACGUCCACCUGGGGCUCGACGACCCGGUCUCGGCGCUAACCUACGCGGGGCGCUUGCUCGAGACAAAUCCCUCCGCCGUCAGCACGCAUCUCGCCCACCUCUACGCCGCGGAGGCCUUGUGUCUACUAGGCCGCCCGGCAGAAGCCCUGGAGCACCUCUCGCCUAUCUCCGAAAACGCCUGCAGCGCCGCCGCCGCCGCCUCCGCAUCCACGACCGCCACAGACGCAUGGUCGAGCUCUGCAAGCGCUGCUGCUGCUGCUGCGGCGACAGCAGCGGCAGCGGCGGGAGGGGCGCCAAAGACCCCUGCGGCCGGAGGAGUUGGUGGAGGGGGCGGGGUUGUUCUGUCUCCGAAGGCAGCGGAGGAGGCUCGGGCGUCUCUCCACGCUAACCUUGCUGUGGUGCACGCUCUGUCGGGGAGCCUUGGUCAGGCGGAGCGGUGUGCGAGGACGGCGAUGGGGAUAUGUCCUGGCAGUGGAGCGGUGCUUAGGACCGCGGUGUACGUGCUGGUGCGGCAGGGGAACAUCGCGGAGGCCCUCCAGGUUUUAAAAGAGGGCCGAUUGAGCCACAAAUAGAGGUUAGGUGGGAUGGUGAAGAGGAGCCCCUGCGCGGGCGCUUUGCUGUGGUUAUUAUCGGGUGCUUCACAAAGAAUCAAGGGCGUAAGAUCUUGAGCCUUGCUUGCCCCUGAGUAACGGGGGACGACGUUUUGACGGGAUUUUUUAGGGGGAGGUAUGAUUACCCCCGUCACGAAGGAAGGUGCCCUGGGGGAAGAGGCACACCCCGCCUCCUUGUUUUCGAGGGUGUUUCCGAGAGCUGCUAUUUGGUGGGUUGAUUUCUUGAUUCAUGACGGGGAGACGGAUGAGGAGAAGCGUGAGACACUUCGACUACUUGACUGACCACAGCCCCAGCUCCGAGCGAGAGGGGGGAAGUGGCCUGAAUAUGUGUGAGUGUGCGUUGGGAGAAAAUCCUACCGUCUUGACCGGCGUGGCGCUUUCCUGGUGUCAUGCAUAGCGUGGUAUGCGUUGAUGCUUGCGGUGUCGUUGGGCAAAGGGCAAGGAUAGAUAAAGCGACGUGGGGCCCCAUUUUGCGAUUUUGUUAUCGGGCUUGUAAGCUCGAUCGAAAUCGUCAUGUGGGGUUGUGUGCAUACGUUAGGGGAACGGUCUGUGUCAGCUCGCUCUGCUGUCUGUCGAGUUUUCCCGUUAUUCUUUCUGCAGUUGUUGGCUUAUGAAGAUGAUACUUUUUGAGGUCUACAACAAGCGGCUAGAUGUUCAGCACAAGACUGACGGCCGAACUAUGGUGGCUGGGUGUGCACUCAAUGUAACUCGUGGCAUGUUUGUUGUUGUCACGUCAAGAAUGUUGGAAGUACGGCGACCAAGCCUCCUCAUGUCGUUGUGAACCUCACGACCAAUUCGAGGAAUUUUAUGGGUUUCAGUUUCUGUUGCGACGUUGCGACUAAACAUUACAAGUGCUUCCUGGGUA
Ectocarpus siliculosus is the source of this 3676-nucleotide messenger RNA. NCBI's taxonomy places the organism in Eukaryota, Phaeophyceae, Ectocarpales, Ectocarpaceae. The record is from the annotation of a GenBank genome assembly.